AUGGCCAUAAAUAAAACCAAUAUUGAUACAAAUGUUUUACCACCAGAUGUUCUAUCUUUAAUGGAUAAUCAAUUUUAUGAUUUUAUUCGUGAAUUAACAAGUUCAAAUGAAGCUGAAAUUUUGAAACUGCAACAUAUAAACAAUGUUAAUGCAUUUCUUUUAACAAAAAAUCCAUUAGAAUUAUUGGAAUUAAAUAGUUCUGAUGUCCAAGACAUCAGAAAACGUAUCUGUUUUGAAUUAGAAAAUAAAACAUUUGUUGUAAAACCAGGUAUUAAAUCAAAUCUUCAAUAUUUACAUGAUUUAUUUUGCAAAAGAAUGGAUGAACAUGUUAAAGAUAUCAAAAAGAAAACAAAAUUAUCACAAGCUACACAAGAAAGUGCUACUGAACAUCCAGAUGAUAUUAAAGCAUUCAUAUUACGAUCUAUCAAGCGAUGCUGUAGUGAUAAUCAAGAUAUUUUAAAAUUACGUGAUUUUCAACUUCAAGAAACCGAACAUUUUACUUUAAGUUUGACUGAUGAUGGAAAAGCGUUUAUUAUAUGUAAAUGUGGAGAGAAAAUUAAUUUAUAUAAAUUUCGAGGAAAAUUCCAGCUAUCUAAUUUUUAUCGACAUUACAAGGCUUCAAGCUGUUCGAUGUUAGAAAAUUUACGAAAAGAAGAAGAAGAAAAAAAUUAUCGAAUGUUAUCAGCAAUUGCUUCAACACUUCCACCAUCUGAUUCACGAACAUUACUUUUAGCAUCAGCCCAAAAUCCAAAUGGAUUAGAUAUACCAAAUAGUCCAUCUACUUCAUCACCAACAGAAUUAUCGACUAACAGAACAUCUAAACGACGUGCAGAUACAGAAAAUUCCAACAAUAUUGUAUCAACAUCGAAAAAGCAAAAGAAAUAA
Rotaria sp. Silwood1 is the source of this 885-nucleotide messenger RNA. Lineage: Eukaryota; Metazoa; Rotifera; Eurotatoria; Philodinida; Philodinidae. The record is from the annotation of a GenBank genome assembly.